CGCGGGCAGCGCAGCCCAUGCCGGCCGCCGGGGUGGGGGCGCCGGCCGCCUUCGGGGCCUGGGACUACGGCGUCUUCGCGCUGAUGCUGCUGGUGUCCACCGGCAUCGGGCUGUGGGUGGCGCUGGCGCGCGGCGGGCAGCGCAGCCCCGACGACUUCUUCACCGGUGGCCGGAGGCUCGGGGCGCUGCCCGUGGGGCUGUCGCUGGCCGCCAGCUUCAUGUCGGCUGUGCAGGUGCUGGGGGUCCCGGCCGAGGCCGCGCGCUAUGGCCUCAAGUUCCUGUGGAUGUGCCUGGGCCAGGUGCUGUGCUCGGCAUUCACGGCCGCUCUCUUCCUGCCGGUCUUCUACCGCCUGGGCCUCACCAGCACCUACCAGUACCUGGAGAUGCGCUUCAACCGCGCCGUGCGCCUCUGCGGGACGCUGCAGUACCUGCUGGCCACGGUGCUGUACACGGGCAUCGUGAUCUACGCGCCUGCGCUCAUCCUGAACCAAGUGACCGGCUUGGACAUCUGGGCGUCGCUCCUGUCCACCGGAAUCAUCUGCACCUUCUACACGACUGUAGGCGGCAUGAAGGCCGUGGUGUGGACCGACGCGUUCCAGGUGGUGGUGAUGCUGAGCGGCUUCUGGGCCAUCCUGGCCCGCGGGGCUGUGCUCCUGGGCGGGCCUCGGCAAGUGCUCAGGCUGGCCCAGAACCACUCCCGGAUCAACCUGCUGGACUUUGACCCUGAUCCUCGGAGCCGCUACACGUUCUGGACCUUCGUGGUGGGCGGCACGUUGGUGUGGCUCUCCAUGUACGGUGUGAACCAGGCACAGGUGCAGCGCUACGUGGCCUGCAGCACGGAGCGGAAGGCCAAGCUGGCCGUUCUCAUCAACCAGCUGGGCCUGUUAGUGAUUGUGACCAGCGCCGCCUGCUGUGGCAUCCUCAUGUUCGUCUUCUACAGCGACUGCGACCCUCUCCUCACAGGGCGCAUUUCCGCCCCAGACCAGUACAUGCCCCUGUUCGUGCUGGACAUCUUCGAGGACCUCCCCGGCGUGCCGGGGCUCUUCCUGGCCUGUGCCUACAGCGGCACCCUCAGCACGGCGUCCACCAGCAUCAACGCCAUGGCGGCCGUGACCCUGGAGGACCUGAUCAAGCCGCUCCUGCCCGGCCUGGCGCCGCGCCGCCUGGUGCUCGUCUCCAAGGGCCUGUCGCUGGUCUUCGGCUCGGCCUGCCUCGCCGUGGCCGCCCUGUCCUCCCUGCUGGGGGGCGGCGUCCUGCAGGGCUCUUUCACCGUCAUGGGCGUCAUCAGCGGCCCCCUGCUCGGAGCCUUCGCGCUGGGAAUGUUCCUGCCCGCGUGCAACGCACCGGGCGUCCUCUCCGGGCUGGGCGCGGGCUUCUCGAUCUCCCUAUGGGUGGCCUUGGGCGCCACGCUGUACCCGCCCAGCGAGCAGACCAUGGGCGUCCUGCCGUCUUCGGCCACAGCCUGUGUGGUUUCCUCCAGCAACGCCUCAGUCCUUCUGGACUCGCUUCCCACCGUCAACGCCUCCGCCUCCAGUUUAUUUUUAGUUUAUAGAGUCAGGGUCUCGCUAUGCAGCCCAGGGUGGCCUCUUAACUCGCGGCGAUCCUCCUGCCUCAGCCUCCCGAGUGUUGGGGUGACGGGCUCCGGCUCCAGCUCCGCAGGGGACCCGGGGCGGCCUGCCCUGGCUCACAGCUUCUACGCCAUCUCCUACCUGUACUACGGAGCCCUGGGCACGCUCACGACCGUGCUGUGUGGAGCCCUGGUCAGCUACUUGACGGGCCCCACCAAGCGCAGCAGCCUGGGCCCUGGGCUGCUGUGGUGGGAUCUCACCCGGAAGACAGCGUCGGUGGCCCCCAAGGAGGACGUGGCCACGCUGGGAGACGGCCUGGUGAAGGGUCUGGAAGAAAUUCCUGUGGGAGCCAAGAGUGCCCCGGACUCCCGGGACUUCCUGCCCACGGAGGAGAACCGCCCGCUUUUCCUGCAGCAUGAGGCCAGGGGGCCUGGGCCCUGGGCACCCAGCGGGGGCAAAGGCAAAGGGGAACAGGACCUUGAGACCAACCUCUGAGGGCAGGACAGCACCUGGGAUGGACCUCUAGAUGAGCCAAUGCCUGGCCAAGGCCAGAGGCCUCCCACUCCUAUUGGCUGGAUAGCAUCUUUAUGCAAAUAAGCUUCGACUGGCAUAGUCCCCGCCCAUGGGAGGAGGCGAGGCUCCGCCCCCCGGAAGUCCCUGUGCGCCCCAGGGCCUGGGAGGGAGAGUUGGGCCAGAUAACCUCCAGCCUUUGCCUAUCAGCUGCCUCUGCUCCCCUUGCCUAAUGGGAAGCCCCACUGUUCACUGGGAACCUCAGAAAGCGAGCUUACUGGAAAUAGGGUCAGUGCGGCUAUCGUCUAAAUUAAAAUGAGGUCACACGGGAGCAAGGUGGACCCGAAUCCAAAACUAGGGAAGAGGGCUGGGAUCCAGCUCAGAGGGGCUCACCUGCCCAGCGUGCUCGAGGCCCUGGGCUCCAUCCCAGCAAUGCCCCAAAACUAAAAUCAAAAUAAAAGGUGGGCCGGGCGUGGUGGUGCACCCCCCUUCAUUCAUAGCACUCGGGAGGCUGCCUGGGCUACGUGGCGAGGGCCUGAAUCAAACGAAACAAAGAAAAAGAAAAUGUGGAGGAGAAACGGAUCACACAGAAGGAGGGCAAAGCCAUAAAAAGAUGGAAGCAGACAUCGAGUGACAGAUCUGAAAGCCAGGAAACCCCAGGAGCUGUCAGCAACUACCAGAAGCCAAGGGAAGCUGGGGCUGGGUCUGCCUUAGAGCCCUCAAAGCCACGCCCCUCCUGACACUUGCCGCCUGACCCAGCCCCUGUCACCCCUGAAUACUUCAUUCCUUUUCAUUGCUGAGUAGUAGUCCGUUGCCUGGAUAGACCAUUAUGCGCCAUUCAUUCCCCAGGAGUGGACCUCUAUGGUUCCCAGCUGUUGGUGAUUAGAAAUAAAAUUGCUACAGACAUUCGUGUGCAAA
This is a messenger RNA of Heterocephalus glaber (naked mole-rat), 2996 nucleotides long. It is a transcript of the gene Slc5a5, whose product is annotated as solute carrier family 5 member 5. Lineage: Eukaryota; Metazoa; Chordata; Mammalia; Rodentia; Bathyergidae. The record is from RefSeq and is a predicted model, not a curated record. Gene Ontology annotation, cellular component: membrane; extracellular exosome. Gene Ontology annotation, molecular function: sodium:iodide symporter activity. Gene Ontology annotation, biological process: sodium ion transport; iodide transmembrane transport.